Symbiodinium natans is the source of this 2637-nucleotide messenger RNA. Lineage: Eukaryota; Dinophyceae; Suessiales; Symbiodiniaceae. The record is from the annotation of a GenBank genome assembly.
AUGGCACAGAAUCAACAGCAGAUGAUGUACUACUACGUGCAGGCCGUGCCGCAGGCUGGUCACGUGGUACAGAAUGAUGGGUCCAACAUGAACCAGGGCCAGAUGCAGGGAUACGACCACCAGAUGCAAAACUUCAACAUGGGCAAUGACCAUGGCGGCUACACUUUUGUAAUGAACCAGGAUGGGUCGCAAAUGGGCGUCAAUGUACAGCAACAGAUGGCCCAAAUGCAACCUACCAUGAUGGCACCUGGAAAUGGCUGCAUGCAGCAAAUGGUACUUGUACCAAUCAUGCCCGACCAGCAGCAGGCCCAGCAGGGAAUGCAAAUGAUGGACCCGAGCAAUGCAUGUCAGGGAUGUCAAGGGUGCGGAGGUCAAGCGCCAGCUCCUGCUUGGGGACAGGCGAACAUGGGAGGAUGCAGUGGUUGCAAUGGUUGCGGCCACGCAUUGCAGCAAGACAUGCAGCGAGGCCCGCAACAGGCCAUGGCACAGCAGAUGCCCCAGCAGCAGCAACAGCAGCUGAACCAGCAGCUAAACCAGCAGCAGCACCAGCAACAACACCAGCAGCAACAGCAGCAACAGCAGCAACAGCAGCAACAGCAGCAACAACCUCAGCAACCUCGGCCUCAGGAUGAUCGCAUGCGUGAAGGCCCAAAUCAGGGUGCACCUGGGGCAUUCGUCAAUGGCUCACAAGCUGCAGCCCCGACAGCGGCCCCGCAGCCCGCUCCCCCUGCAACAGGAAAGAAGAAGCUCUUGAACAAGAAGAUUGACAAGCAGAGCACUGGAACCACCGGCACGGCCACCACAGCUGGAGCUAGCUCUCAAGCGCCUGCCGUGCCCCCAACAACAGAACAACCAAACCCUUCCCCGACAGUCCCGGACACAGUGCCUAGUCAAGCACAGUCUGGAACGACUGGACCCGCUUCAGCCCCUGUGCAGCGGUACCAGCCCACUCCAAUGCCAGCUAAAGCGAGCCAGUCUGUUCACCAGUUCGCAUCAUCGAUAAAGGCUUUGAACCUUGAGCCUAUGCGAACAGCAACGACUGCCAAGAAGAACCAAGGUCACCGGGAUGUCUAUUUUGACCCAGCCUCAGCCCGGCUACCCGAACAGGAGACCUCACCCCAGGCAAUUCAAGCACAGCAACCACAGCAACCACAGCAGCCUUUGCCAAUAGCUGCCCAGCCGGCGCAGACCACUCCGCAGCCGCCAGCGCCUACUGCGCCGGCCCAGUCUGUGCAGCCAAAAGCAGCGCCGCAGACGACAUCCCCCGCUCCUGCCAAGAAGGGCUUCAAGCUCGAGAACAAGAAGCUGCAAGCCAAGGCGAAGCCAGCUGAUGACAGUGAAGCGAAAUCCGAGCCUCCAAAGGAGCCUAUCAAGGAUGUCCCGCCUGUAGUGAUCAAGGAGCACGUCGUGAUGCAAGCCGAGGCUAUAACUCUAGAGCCUGCUAGCGCCUCCCACGUCAACUUGACGCCAGCAAACAAGGUCUUUAGCCGCGAGCUGAUGCUGAGGAUAUGGCAGAUGCACAGGGGUGAGCUGCAUGGUGCUGUAGCAGAACUGUCAUGUACCGUCCGGCCUGGAGAGAAAACUCCAAUGAUCGAGAGGAAGAAGCUGGCAAAGCGAGAAGAUGCGCCAGAUCGAGCAAAUGUGUUCGGAACCGACAUGAAAAACAAGGGCAAGAAGGAUAUGCCCGCCCUCAAGCCUGGUGAAAAUGCCUACAAGGUCAAAGACAAGGCCAGCGACCGCAUGGAGGAGAUCGAGAGACAUGUCCGCAGCUUGCUGAACAAGAUCUGUCCCGACAACUUGGCAAAGAUAGUGGACCAGCUUGCAAACAUCAAGCUUCUCAACGCAGAAGAGCUGAAGCAUGUCAUCUCCAUCAUCUUCAAGAAGGCCUUGGCGGAACCUCAUUACUGCGCUACUUAUGCAGACAUGGUGUACGCGCUGAAGGCAAGAUAUCCAGAGUUUCCACCUGAAAGUGAGGGGGAAAAGCCUGCCACCUUCACUCGCGUGCUUCUGAACAACUGUCAGAACGAGUUUGAGAACAUGCCGAGCACGUUUGAAGCAACCGAUGAAGAGAGGAUCAAGUUCCCCAACCACGAAGAACUGCAGUUAGAGCUGAAACGGAAGAAGGACAUGAUGUUGGCCAACAUGAAGUUUAUUGGUCACCUGUUCUUGCGACAGCUCUUGGCGGUGAAGGUCAUUGGACAGGUCGUACAUGACCUCAUCGGCAUCAAGGAUGGCAACUCCGUGCCAGAAGAGCACAUGAUCGAGUGUGUAUGCCAGUUGCUCGAGGCCAUCGGGCACACCCUCGACGAGAACACACAUGGCGAAAACUUAAUGAAUUCUUUUCAGGCUCGCCUGAAGGAUUUGUCGAAGCAUCUCUCUAGUGACGGCAAGCAGGCAUUCUCGAAGCGAAUACGGUUUGCGAUUGAAGACCUUCUCGACCUGCGGAAGAACAAGUGGCAAAAGAAAGUUUUCAAGGAACAGGCCAUGAAAAUCAACGAGGUCAAGGAGUCAGCCAAAGACGCCAAGACAUCUUAUGGGAAGCCAAGUCCCGAGGCUUGCUUCUCGACGCAUAUCGCUGGACAGAAGCCAGCAUACAUCGAUGCAAAGCAGCGAAAGGGUCCCUCAGUUGACAGCUGA